CACCACAUUUAAGUCUACCUAAAUUCGUCUUAUGUUCUACACAGCAUGACAUUUAAGCUUUACGCCUACUGGUAAAUCUUAGCCGCCCACGUGGAAACUCUGUGCUCAGCGCCAUUCAUUGAGCUGUGCAGGUAGAAGUGAAAGGUGGAGUACCGUUCAGACGAUAACAUGCUUGCAGUGCCUUGGUUCCUCACUCACACAAUCCAGGGUUUGUGUCGAUUUCGUCAACAAGACCCUCUGGUUAAUGAAGCGGUUCAACAGCAGCAACAGCAGCCCAUCAAACAGCAGCAACAACAAAACCAACAGCAACUAAAAUCAGCGGUGAUACCAUCGGAAAAUCUCGUGAGCAGCCCAGUCAGUCGCUCACAAGCGAGUAAGGUUUCCACACCCAAAACUCAAACUUUAGUGGCCAGUUCUCCCCCGGGAACCGACAUACCUGCGGGUACACAGAAAGAACAGCACAUCUCUAAGCGUGAGUCACUUUGAAUGGCGUUAUCUAGAACGUUGUAAACUAUUGUUAGAUCUAUCUGUCAGUCCUAGAGCGAUUUUAAACUUAUUCUUACAUAGUUGUGUAAUACGUUAAUAGAUAAUAAUUGUAAUAUAUGGUGAAGAAACCAUUUAUUAAGCAUGGUGAACUCUUUAAUUGUAGUCUUCAAUGAAAAGACUAAUAGAACCCCCCUCCCCCCCCCACCUUUUUUCCCCCUUAAAAGCGAUAGGAGGCUCUGUUUGUGUACGGCCCUAUUAUAAAUGGACAUCUUUUCCUCCUGAUUUCUACGCUAGAGAAAUACUUAAGUUAAAAUUGUUAGGAUUGUAAAAAAAUGUUGUUUUGGUUUAAAAUAUGUAUCUACUUAUGUGCUGAAUAUGAAUAUGCUAAAAUAUAAUAAAAAAAACAUUUCUAUUUAUUUGGAUCAAUCAAUAAUUGUAUCUUAUUUUAGUUUAUCUUAUUAUCUUAAUAAGAAUUCAAUUCUCAGUCAAUACGCCUGAAAAUGACCUCUGCUUAAACUGGAUUUCAAACAUCAUAGCAUUAUUCAGAAGUUAAACAUUGAAAUCGCUAAGCCUCUCCAUUAAAAUCCACAAAAUAAAAAAAAAAUUUAAAAAAUGUAAGUUCACAACGUCACAAUGUUAUGAAAUUAUUUCUAUAUGAAUUAUUUUUUUUAAAAAUCUAUCGGGUAAUUAAAAAUUAUUAAUAUCACAUCCACAAUGACAAAUUUCGACAAAACAAACAAUAUAAACUGUCAUCGAAUCCAACAACAAAAAUUAAUUAAUUGUCAUACAUACAGCAUUUUCUGAUGGUUAAAAAUAAAUUCAAAAGAAGAAAAAAAAGUAUUUGAACUUAAAAUAAAGGAAUGUGUACAUAUGAUUCGGAAUAGUAUUUCAGGAAACUAUACAUGUCUAGUAUUAUUUUCCGUGAAGUGAAUGAUAAUUUCACAGGCAGUGGCGUAGCGAGGGUGUUUGGCGCCCGGGGACAAGAUUCGCGCCCGGGGACAAGAUCCAUUUUUUAGCGCCCCUUUUCUUUUUUUCAACUCUCAAACCCAUUAUCUUCAUCAAUAAAAUAAUAUCAAAGCACAUUUUGGCGACCCUAACUAGCUGGCGCCCGGGGACAUCUGUCCCCCCCUGCCCCCACCACGCUACGCCUCUGUUCACAGGUAACCCUCUCGUUCUCUUCUCUCUUCCCCCCACCCCCACCCCCCCCCCCAACACACAUUAUCAAAGCACAUUUUGGCGACCCUAACUAGCUGGCGCCCGGGGACCUCUGUCCCCCCCUGCCCCCACCACGCUACGCCUCUGUUCACAGGUAACCCUCUCGUUCUCUUCUCUCUUCCCCCCACCCCCACCCCCCCCCCCAACACACAUUUUGUAGAGACGAGCUCCCUGCAGGCUAGCCAACCGGUGACCCCCAGCACACAAACAAGCUCGAGGAAACUGGUGCUCACUCCGUCGGCUUCAGGUAAUCUAUAUUUAACUUCAUCAGCCAUUUUUUUUCAGCAUAAUCAUAAAGUAAUAUUACGUAAGUUACAUUUAUGGUUUCCCUGGGUUUUGUUUGCACUAACGUUUACAAUUAAUGUCUACCAAUUUAGUAAUAAUUAUUUUUGUUCUAAUACAACAUUAUAAAAUCAAAUAUAAGACGUUUUGGUAUCAAAAAAAAAAAAUAAAAAAUUGUAUGAAUUAAAUUUGACAAAAUUAUAAUAUACAAGGUUGGGUUUUUUUUGUACUCCGAUUCCGGGUACUUUGAGAAAAUACCCGUUGGUUCCAAAUGUUACCAAAAGAGUUUACUUCUCAUUUUCCUAUAAUAUAUGCUGGCCUUUAAGCAAUAGUCCUAAACUCUACUUGCCGGCCGGCCUUUAAACAAUGGUCCUACAGACAGCCCUACACCCUACCUGCCGUGCUUUAAACAAUAGUCACACAGACAGCACUAAACCAUACCCGUGGCUCUUUACUGAUGAAUAUUAUAGUCAACCCCCCUCCCCAUCCCCCAAGAAAAAAUAAUUAAAUUAUUUACCUGAAUUCAACCAUGACGCUUGCUGUCGGACAUCUUUUUUUUCUUGACUCAGUACUAUUGAAAUAUAACAUGUGGAGUUGGGGGAGGGGGGGAGCAGGACAUAACGUUAGCCAAAAUGCAUAACAGAUAAGUUAUAAGGUAAGAAAAAAGAAAGUUGUGAUCGCAGCAAGCCCUUCACAAAACAAACAACAAACAAACAAAGUUCAGAAGAAAAUCUGUGCAAGUUCAAUGUAAAAAAAAACAACAAAAAACAACAAAAAAAAAAGGAGAGAGAGAGACAUGAAAUGCUUUGGAAAAUUACGAAUUCGGUUUAAUUUAUCUUAUAAAUACGGAAUAAUAAGAUAAUUUUUAAUUUUAAAAGUGGGACUUCGGGUCUUAAAUGUUCAAACUAGAUCUAAAAACGGUUCCUUGUCAUCUUUCCGCCUUCACGGGGUGAUGGUGUACCUUAUGGUCAUUUUCUUGGUCAAAGGAGUCCGAUCCUGGAAAAUGUCUUAGGCAAGCACAACAGGGAGUGACUGUACAGACGUGCUUGGAAGUCUCGGCUGCACUUGUCGUAUGAGAACCUUGACCUCUGCACUUACUUCCGCAAUGCUCUUUUUGUUGCAGCUUCUUUCAGAUUGUUUGACUUGCCCCCCCCCCCCUUUCUCCCGCCCUCCUUCUUUGCGCACGUCCUUCGAAAUACAAAACCUUCCUUCAUUCUUCUUAAAUUGCCUAACCACAGACGUGCUUGGAAGUCUCGGCUGCACUUGUCGUAUGAGAACCUUGACCUCUGCACUUACUUCCGCAAUGCUCUUUUUGUUGCAGCUUCUUUCAGAUUGUUUGACUUGCCCCCCCCCCCUUUCUCCCGCCCUCCUUCUUUGCGCACGUCCUUCGAAAUACAAAACCUUCCUUCAUUCUUCUUAAAUUGCCUAACCGGCAUAGGCGCCUCUUAUCGAGCGGAGGUCCUGCUGCUCUUUCCAGAACCUCUGUGUUAGGGACUUUGCCCAGCCGUAGGACGAUCAGAAUGUACCAGAGACAUUUUGGUGGAAGCUGUUUUUUUUUUUUUUUUCCAUUCGCUACUGGCGUAGGUGAUCCUCAUUAAUUUUUGUCUCUUUCCCAAUUAUCUUUUCUGGCAUAUGACAACUACCCAAAGACACAUCGGCUACAGACAAAAAGAGUGUCCAUGAUUUAUUUAUUUUUUGAGGGGGGGGGGGAACGAGAACUCCGUUAGAACAAAACCCAAGACUCUGUUCUAAACUCAAAGACUCAAGAGUUAUUUAUAUCACAUAAUUAUUCGACGCAAGUUUUGCUACAUACUAAUUAAUUUUAAGGAACAAUGAAAAACUCAAACAAGGAUUUUCAAGAAUGAAAGUUAAAUAUCUAUGAUAAAAGGAAAAAAAAAUCCAUUUAUUUGAAUAAAUAAAAGUAUAUUACCUUAUCUUAUAUAUUGAAAUUGAAAUAAUAACAAACGGAAAUUUUGGAAUCAGAGCCCGAAUCUCAAAAUCUCUAAAGCGUUUAAAUCUCUAAAAAAUGUGGAACUAAUUUUGAGGACAUUACUCUCGUAGCUAUUUUGUAAAUUUUUUUUUAUUUUUAUAAUGCUCCGUGCAAACCCAAGUUAAACCUUUUAAAUUACAAUAUUAUUUUAAUGCCAAAAUGGUUAUAGCUUUGACAAUUGUAUGCAGUGGCGUAGCUAGGGUUGGUGUCACCCGGUGCGGUAAACUCACGGUGUCACCCCCCCCCCCCCAAAACUUCUAUGAUCGAUAGUGGCAAAAUCUCGACACCACGUGUUUGCCUUGAGACUUACGGAAAGCGCACUUUCGCAUUUGCUGGUCCAACAAUUUGGAACGCCCUUCCUGUCGAUCUUAGAAACAACCAGACACUGGAGUCCUUUAAAACCGAUCUAAAGACACAUCUAUUUCGCAAAUACCUUCUGGGAUGAUUGUCUACCUUCUUUUUCAUGUGUUGCUGUGUUGCUCCGGGUUGAAAUGGCUAGAAAGACUUUGAUAUUGUAUGCUUGUAAUUAGGUUUUGUAGUGUUGCGUUUGUUUUAAAUGUGGUAAACUAUAGAUUUGUUUUUUGUUGACUUUGUACCGCGCUUCGAGCCUUUGGGGAUGAAGCGUGUUUUUGAAAUGAACUUUAUUAUUAUUAUUAUUAUUAAAAUAAGUCCACCGUAUAGCAUUACCUUGAACUUUUAAUAAAGUACGCAUUUGGAUUGGUUAAAUUUGUGAAAAAUAUCUGUGUGAUCGGUUAUUCUUUUAUGAAUCUCGAUUUUUGCGAGCAAUGUGUGCCCUGUAAAUAUACAAUUUUUCAAUCGGGUGUCACCCCUAAAUUGGUGUCACCCGGUGCGGUCCGCACCCCCCGCACCUGCCUCGCUACGCCACUGAUUGUAUGCAACGUCAAAAAUGUAUAUACAAUUUUUGUUUUCAGAAGGGAAAAUGAGUUUAGAAUGGGCCCAGCAACAAGUGGAUAAAUUCAAAUUCAGCUUUGAUGACGCGGACACGGAUAAGAGCGGGACUCUUUCCUUCAGCGAAGUUUAUCAAGUUCUCCAGAAGGUUGGAUUUAAAGGCAGCGAGCAGGAAGCGCAGGUAAAAACAGGUCAAUUGGUUUAUUGUCAAAUCUUAAGUGAUAUUAUGUGCAGUUGACAUCAGUACAGCAGCGUGCGUCAACAAUUGUAAUCGAGUAACGCACGUUAGAAGAAUCCCAAUCAGUAACCCCCCCCCCCCCCCCCCGUUUCUCAAAUUAUACUUUUUUUUUCUCACGCCUCUGAACUAUGUUAAUAUUCUUAUGAACUACCCGCUUUUAAACAGGAGAGUUAUUUCACCAACUAUUUCAGAAAAAAAAAAGAAGAAAAUGUUACGCACCAAUGCACUUGCAAUGAAAACAAAAAGCUCAUUUAGCGCAGUUAUCGUGAAUUGUUAUUUUAUCUUCCCUUGAAAACGGAUUUUAAAAAAAUAUAUAUAUAUAUUAUACAUAUAUGGGGGUGGGGGCUGAAAAUUUGAUAGAAUGUGUUGUCAUCGGCAUCGAGUUUAUGUGCCAAGUUUCAGCUCGAUAGCUUGACGGGAAGUGGGCCAAUGAACCGUGCGAUGAUUUCGCUACCCAGCCAGCCAGCAAGCCACAAGCAAAUGCGAAAUUAAUAUAAAGGAUUAAAAAAACAUAUUUAAACGCUAAAAAAUUAAUUGAAAUUUUCAAAAGGGCUCUUCAUGGAGAAUUACUUUUUGCUGAUAAAUGGAUAUAAUCAGAGCUGGUGUCACCCGUUGCGGUAAACUCAUGGUGUCACCCCCCACCCCCGAACCCUUUUUCGGAUCUUCCUCCAACCGGACUUGCACCAUGCAAUUCUGAACCAUGUCAUAGAAAACCGCUUUUAGUAUAGUUUGUAAAUUAAGUCCAAAAAAAUACGUAUAUUUUAAACAAAAAAAAAAAAGAAAAAAAAAAAAAGAAAAGCAAUAAAAAAUAGAAUUUGAAUUAACAGCGUUUAAAAAUUGGAAAAUAAAAUUCCUUUAUUACUUUCCUGGUCUUCAAAAUUGCAAACCGGUGAAUAACUUCCUCAACAGUCUUCACCUUAUCACUUUCAACCAAAGAAAUCGCAAGACCAAAAAAAAAAAGUAAAAAAAAAAAAUAAUAACUGGACUGUUUCAAAUCAGCGUGCAAAUGUAUAGUUCUUUAUGAGAUUCAGUUUUGAAAUGUUCCCCUCGCAUGAAACCGUAGGCACACAGAUUGGGAUAAAAAAUUGUAGACUUUAUGAGAGGAUUGCGAGAGAUGUUUGGAAGUCCCAUUUAUUUAGGAAUUUUUUAAAACUUCUAACAUUGACCAAGCUUCGUCACACUGUUUGAGGGCCCUUGAGCUUUGAACAAAUCGAAUAGAAUAUAUACAAUGAUGAUGACACUAUUUUAUUGAGUUGGGAGCCCUGUGUCACUCCUAUGAAAGAGUUUCAUUCUCAUACAAGUUCUCAUACAAGUGUGUCAUCCAAAUGAAAGUGUGUAAUCCCCAUGUAGGUGUCCCCCUAUUUAAGUGUGUCACACCCAUGUACGUGUGACACCCCUAUAUAAAUGUGCAUUACCAUGUAAGAGCGUCACCACCAUGUAAGUGUAUCACCCCAUGUAAGUAUGUCACACCAUGUAAGUGUGUUACCACCUUGUAAGUGUGUCAGCCCCUGUAAGCGUAUCGCCACUAACCACUACCAUGUCAGUGUGUAACCACCAUGUCAGUGUGUAGCCACCAUGUCAGUGUGUAACCACCAUGUCAGUGUGUAACCACCAUGUCAGUGUGUAGCCACCAUGUUUGAGUGUCACCCGGUGCGGCCCACUCCCCCACCUCCCCCCCCCGCCCCAAGUGAUGUUACUGGAUGAUAUAUCCAUUAUAUGAUUUUGUACAAUUGGUCAUUAGCUAAAGUAAAGUGUGAUUAGAAAAUAGCGGGGUGGGGGUGGAGAAGAGAAACCCAAAAGUCUGUAGUUUGAAAUAUCCAAGUAACUUCUUAAUUGGGCUCAUGUUGAGAAAACAUUGAAGUAUGAAAUAUCUAGGUUACUUCUGAUUUUGGCUAUGUAGAGAAAGCAUUGUAGUAUGAAAUAUCUAGGUUACUUCUGAUUUUGGCUAUGUAGAGAAAGCAUUGUAGUAUGAAAUAUCUAGGUUACUUCUGAUUUUGGCUCAUGUAGAGAAAGCAUUGUAGUAUGAAAUAUCUAGGUUACUUCUGAUUUUGGCUAUGUAGAGAAAGCAUUGUAGUAUGAAAUAUCUAGGUUAAUUCUGAUUUUGGCUCAUGUAGAGAAAGCAUUGUAGUAUGAAAUAUCUAGGUUACUUCUGAUUUUGGCUAUGUAGAGAAAGCAUUGUAGUAUGAAAUAUCUAGGUUACUUCUGAUUUUGGCUCAUGUAGAGAAAGCAUUGUAGUAUGAAAUAUCUAGGUUACUUCUGAUUUUGGCUAUGUAGAGAAAGCAUUGUAGUAUGAAAUAUCUAGGUUACUUCUGAUUUUGGCUCAUGUAGAGAAAGCAUUGUAGUAUGAAAUAUCUAGGUUACUUCUGAUUUUGGCUAUGUAGAGAAAGCAUUGUAGUAUGAAAUAUCUAGGUUACUUCUGAUUUUGGCUCAUGUAGAGAAAGCACUGUAGUAUGAAAUAUCUAGGUUACUUCUGAUUUUGGCUAUGUAGAGAAAGCAUUGUAGUAUGAAAUAUCUAGGUUACUUCUGAUUUUGGCUCAUGUAGAGAAAGCAUUGUAGUAUGAAAUAUCUAGGUUACUUCUGAUUUUGGCUAUGUAGAGAAAACAUUGUAGUAUGAAAUAUCUAGGUUACUUCUGAUUUUGGCUCAUGUAGAGAAAGCAUUGUAGGUCUAUGCCUUGAACUUGUCGUGUUUUUUCCCCAGUUAAUCUUUGGUCACUUGGACAGGGAUCACGACAAACGGGUAACUAGAGAGGAAUUCGCAGCGACAUUAAACAAUCUUCCGCGACUGACAAUCAAGUAAGUAAUCAUGGUUUUAGACUUGGCUGCUUUCUUGAAACCUUUGAUAAUAAUAAAAAAAUGUACACCUCUAAUUUCUAAACCUGUGACUGUCAUUUAUUUGUUAUAACAAUUUCUGUCAUUUAAUUGAUUCUACUGUAAUUACAAUAUUUUAAUUUCAACUCUACUGUCUCUACCAUGUCUUCUUUACCCGAUCGCUUCUAAACACAGUCGGAUCCAAUGUAGGGUGGUUGGGAGGGGGGGGGGGGCAGCAUUCUGAACACGUGAUCUCUUUUAAAUUUUGUUGACAAAGUUAAAUAACCGAAUGAAACUUGAAAGUACUAGAAUUUUUUUUCCCCCCUUCAGAGAAUUUUGUCUUCGUAAAGCUUUCCUUCAACUGGACAAAGACAAAAGUGGCUACCUAACACGGGCAGAGAUCGAGGACGCUACAAAAUCGGAAGCUGGCUUAAACAUCGCUGCAGAAAAAAUUUCGGAUCUCUUAAUUUAUUUGUGUAAGGAAGAUGCGGACCAGAAGGUAGGCUCUAUUUUUCUCUCUUAUUUUGGAUAAAAUAUAUUUGAGACAUUAAAGUGGAAAUUUAUUGGAUCGAAUGCAUUUCAAAUCACCGUUAUCACGUUAUUUGUAUGUCAGUUAAAUACAUGUUUUGAGACUAAAUUGGAUCACUGAGACUACCAUAGAGAAAAUCAUUGUUUGCCAUAAUGAAGUAAUUCUACUUCGUGCCGUUAAACAAUGUGUACUCUUUUCCACCACUAGGUAAGUUAUGAAGAGUUUCUUCGAGUCUUCGGUGUCCAGCAGGAGGCAACUGUGAUGAGGCAAAUCUUCUCCAAAUUGGACGCAGACAAGAGUGGCUUCUUGUCGAAAGAGGAAAUCCUUGAAUCUGUCAAAUCAGAGUUUGAACUGAAGCUGAAAGCGUCCAAAAUCGCGGACCUGCUCUGUUAUUGGUGCAAGGAUGCGGAUAAAAAAAUCAGCUAUGAAGAGUUUGUGCAGGUUUGGCUGAAGCAGGAGGAAAAGAAGAAGUGAGAUCUGACAAAGAUAACAAAAUGUCUGUAGGCAACCAAUUUAAUUUUAUUAAUACGCAAAAAAAAAGAAAAGAAUCUUAUUCCUCGUGGUAUGGCCUUCUAAAUGAUCUUGUAUAGUAUCUGCCUCAAUAUUAUCAACCUUUAAUUACCUAUGCAGACCUCAUCGUAUAUAGAUUAAUCUUGGGGUUCUCUCAAAAUUAUUUUGUUAAUAUUGUUAUUGUAGACUUUUUGCGUUACCUGUUAAUCUCAUAGCCACGAUUUUCACGAGACGAUUCUAUCUAUAUUAAAUUUGUUUCCUGCCCUGCUCACUCUUACUGUUUUAUCGUUAGUUAUACUGAUUGUCUUUCUUUUAUUAUCGGACAGUCCGUAAUGCAGACGGCCUUCAGCCGGAACCUCCCAUAGUCAUAGUUUGUUUCGCCUGUCUUCAGGUUUCCUCCCCUAUAGCCUAUGUGUUCAAUAUUUCAUAAUAAGCAUUUUAGUUAAGGAGUUUUACCAAAAAGACAAAGUUGAUUUCUUCUACGUUCCGUGCAAGGUUAAAACUAAAAAUGUUAAAACUUUCAAAGUUGAAUUUCGCGCGACGCAAAAAAAAAAAAAAGUCCUUUAUUUCUGUGUACACUUUUUAGAAAUAAAGUUUCGCUUCACCUUUUCUAAUUCUUAAUUAAAUUUUCUUUAAAAAAAAUAUAUAUUGACUUUGAACUAUUUUAAUGCACUUCGCGUUUCAAUAUAUUUCCAUAUUCUCUACACUUAAUAUCCAUGCAUAUAAUACAAAUUAUAAUUUACUGCAUAUAAUAUAAAUAAUAUUUUACUGCAAUUGCAUAAUAUAAAUUAUAUUUUUAUUUUCAAUAAAUUUCAUUUUAAAUACUAUUAGCGCUCUCUCAUUAUUUAAAGUGGAUAUGCAUCUUAUGUCUUAGAAAAUCCCCAACGUAAAAAUAAAAUAAAAAAGAUCUUUUAUUCAAGUACUUUUU
Lymnaea stagnalis (great pond snail) is the source of this 9895-nucleotide messenger RNA. Lineage: Eukaryota; Metazoa; Mollusca; Gastropoda; Lymnaeidae. The record is from the annotation of a GenBank genome assembly.